Messenger RNA from Penicillium lagena, 3141 nucleotides. Its product is annotated as NRPS-like protein biosynthetic cluster. Gene Ontology annotation, molecular function: phosphopantetheine binding. The record is from RefSeq and is a predicted model, not a curated record. The transcript has 4 exons. Lineage: Eukaryota; Fungi; Ascomycota; Eurotiomycetes; Eurotiales; Aspergillaceae. The coding region runs from base 1 to 3141 and encodes 1046 amino acids.
AUGGAUCAUUUCCACAAACCUGAGAUUGGCAAGCGAUUGUUGGCUUCAGUCGUGGAUGAACAGGCAAGAGAACAUCCAAAUCAGAAGUUCUGUAUUAUUCCCAAUAGUGAAAGCUCUCAAGAGGGAUUUCAAGAUGUCUCCUUUGAAGAUAUCGCUAGAGCGGUGGACCAGAUGUCGUGGUGGAUAGCGAGGACUCUCGGUUGUGGGGAUGACCAGACACUAGCCUAUCUGGGCACAAAUGACAUCCGAUACCUUAUUCUUUUUCUCUCCUGCAAUAAAACCGGCUACAGGCUUUUUCUUCCUUCAACAAAGAAUUCUGACGAGGCGUUACUACAUCUUUUGAAAGAAACGAAUACCAAAGGAGUUCUGCAUUCCACUGGAUUUAAAGAACAAUUUCCAGCCAUUGGCAGACUUGUUUCAAAGGUGGAUGUUGUCGAAAUACCCUCUUUGAAUGAGUUGUGGGAGAAGCAAGCGUCCCCCUACUCUUAUAUCAGAUCAUUUCGUGAAGAACAGGAUCGUAUUGUCUUGAUUAUGCACACAUCUGGAACAACAGGUCUUCCCAAGCCUAUAUUUAUGACUCACGGGUUCUUUGCCACGAUCGACAGUGUCAAUGUAUUUCCUCUUCCGAACGGUCGGCUUCCAGGGAUACCUUGCAGUACUCUGCUUGCAGGAGAUGCAAUUUUAACAGUUACCCCAUUUUAUCACCUAAUGGGCUUUUUCUUUUUCAUUCAAGCGAUAUUCGCUGAAUUGCCGUUUGCUUCACCACCAAGUAAGCCAUUAUCGGGUGACCUUGUGGUCGAAACAUUAAGGAAAUUACGCCUUGUCUCGGCUGCCCUUCCCCCGUCCUUAAUUGAGAAUAUCUGCAGUUCAGAUCUUGGACUGAAGACCUUGACUCGAUUGGAGAACCUCUACUUUGGUGGAGCGCCUCUAUCUCCCGAAGUAGGAGAUAUGCUUUACGAGAAAGUCAAGCUCAACUCGGUCAUCGGAUCUACGGAGAUGGGUGUGUUAUUAUCAAUGCAGCCUGUUGAUGAAGCUGAUUGGUCAUACUUUGAAUGGGCACCGAAUUUCAACAUCUAUAUGGAUUCGGUCUCAGACAAUUUGCAUGAACUUGUUGUUCGGCGAGGCGACAAUCGCGAGGUAAAUGGGAUAUUUCAUACAUUUCCGAGCCUGCUGGAGUACAGGACCAAAGAUCUUUACAUCGAACACCCUACAAAAAAGCAUUUAUGGAGGUAUUGUGGCCGCUCAGACGACAUCAUUGUUCUCAGCAAUGGCGAGAAAUUUAAUCCCGUCCAGAUGGAGAAGGCAAUAGAGGCUCACCCACUUGUUUCGAGGGCACUUAUUAUUGGUCAAGGUAGAUUCCAAUCUGCUCUGUUGAUUGAACCAAACUGGGAGUUAUGGUACUCGAGAAAUUUCUCGUCUGAUUCCGCAUUUCUGGACGAAAUCUGGCCAAAAAUAAGAGAGGCCAAUGAUGGAGCCCCAACUUAUGCACGGGUCAUGCGAGGUAAGAUUGGAUUGGCAGCUGAGAACAAGCCAUUCAAAAUCACGCCCAAAGGGACUACCCAACGCCGAUUAGUUCAAAACGAGUAUGAAGAUUUGAUUCAGGCUUUAUACAGAGACUUUCAUAAGAAGCACUUGGAAUGCCCGGACGAGGGGUCUUUGGCCAGUAUCACAGCCUUCAUUCGCCAGGCUGUUCACAAUCAACUGGAAAACAGAAACGUUCGCGAUACUGACGACUUGUAUAACACUGGUUUUGACUCUCUGCAAACCGUGUUCCUUGCAAACACGUUGAGCAGCGCGAUAACAUUGAAAAAUCCAGAUUGGGGCCUAUCCAUAAAUAUGCAAGAUAUUUACGCUCACCCGACCAUUGUGAGCCUGACUCAAUACGUUACAGACCGACUGCAGGGUAUCCAGACCGACACAAAGACCUUGCGGGACAAAAGGAUCAACAAUACUAUCCAGAAAUACCGUGACAGUCUUCGUUCAAAAACUCCAUUCCCGACGGAGAAAAAGGAGAGAAAUCAGCAUGUAGUCCUGCUCACAGGCUCCACUGGUUCUCUGGGAAGCUAUAUACUGAAUCAGUUGCUUAGCGACCACACCGUCGCAAAGAUCUACUGCCUUAAUCGGUCACAUGAUGCUGAAACUAGACAAAGGCAGAUUCAUGAAGAGAGAGGCCUCAAGCUCUGGCAAAGUGACGAGCAAGUUGAAUUUGUCAAGGCUGUGUUUGGAGACGACAAAUUAGGUCUCUCUGAAUCAAAAUACAACACCCUUCUUGGUACUGUUGACAUAACGAUUCAUAAUGCUUGGAGACUUGAUUUCAAUCGAAGGGUUGACUCUUUCGAAAAUCUGAUCAAGAGUGUUCGGGACCUCCUUGCAUUCAGCCUGCUCGGUGAAUGGUGCUCACAUCUUUUCUUUGUUUCUUCUAUAAGCACCAUACAUGGUUGGGAUCCAGCCAUGGGGCGUCCCUCAGCACCAGAAGAUGUGAUUGAGAACCCUGAUAUUGUUAUGAAGCUAGGCUAUGCCGAGUCUAAGCACAUCGCUGAACGGCUUUGCUACGAAGCCUCCAAAACAGUGGGCGUGCAAACGACUAUUCUACGAGUGGGCCAAAUUUGCGGACCUACGAGGUCUGAAGGGAUAUGGAACCGAAAUGAAUGGUUUCCAAGUCUCAUCACAACAUCAGAGAGAAUUGGAAAGAUUCCGACGAGUCUGGGUGCGAACAAGCUAGACUGGAUUCCUGUGGAUUCCCUUGCAGAGAUUGUUAUGGAAAUCAUACACAGUCGUCUUGGUACUCAAAGCAGCUCAGCUUCCGCCGCUUGUUUCCAUCUCGUUAAUCCCAACAAAACAUCCUGGGAGUCGCUCCUGCCUUGUGUUCAGUCCAAACUGAGUGUCACCACGGUCGCCGCCUCUGAUUGGAUCUGUGAUCUCGAGAGUGUUUCUGACCCAACCGAAGAAGACCUUCAACAAAUGCCUGCAAUUAAGUUAUUGGACUUCUUUCGCGGGCUAUUAUUACCCAAUAUACCAGUUGCCGGUGUCGACGUGCGAAACGCCAUGCAGAAAAGUCCAACUAUGGUUAACCUGCAGCCAAUCUCGAAGCAAAUGAUCACGAAUUGGCUGGGGCAAUGGGGCUUUCGGCGAGAUAGCUAG